Molecule: messenger RNA, 1899 nt
Organism: Exophiala mesophila
Lineage: Eukaryota; Fungi; Ascomycota; Eurotiomycetes; Chaetothyriales; Herpotrichiellaceae
Exons: 7
Coding region: 100-1899 (599 amino acids)
Biological process (GO): DNA-templated transcription
Molecular function (GO): DNA binding; zinc ion binding
Source: RefSeq, a predicted model, not a curated record
CGCCACGACAGUAUGUUCCUUGUAACUUGCUGCUUGCUUAUUCCGUUCAGGAACUGAUAGAUUUCGCACAAACUGGGUGGUGACUACGACCAGAUCAACAUGGAAGAACGAUACGAAAUCUUCAGUUCUCCAGGUUGUAGCCAGCUGUCCUUUCAAAAUUCGGAACAUGCUACGUGGGGCUUGAUUGAGAACAAUGCCAGACUUCCUCUUGAGGAUCUAAUAGGCGACUUUGUGCCUCAGAGCGCCUCAAACGUGACCGAACAGAAUGUCAGUCAGUCAGCUGAAUUUGACCCCGAGAUCUACGCACUAUUCGCCUCUCCCCCAAAGGACGACCAGGCUGUACAAUAUGCAGUGGGAACAGCCGGCGAUGUCGAAAACCCGGUUGUAAGCCCUGCGCUCCAGGCAAGCCCAAGUUCGGCAGGGUACUCGGACGACUCGUACAAUAUCAUUCCUGAGAACUACGGGCGGGAAUCAUGGCUAUCAGUAUGCUCACCAUCCGGGAUCGCCUGGAUACAAAAUCAAGUCGCAUCGGACGAUUUUGCGAACAUCGCUUCAGAUCUGACAGCCUCUUGGUCGAAGCAAUUAAGGCUAAGUCGCAAUGAAGCAGCUCAGAGAGGCGCCGAACCACAGGCUGAUCUUGCUUGGAAAUACACUCACGCAUACUUCGAACGCUCCGUUGAUUCAUUGUUCGAUGUCAUUCAUCGGCCGGAGUUUGAACAUCAUCUGCGCUCACACCUGUCCAACCGUCUCUGUGACGAUGAUCCUGCAUGGCUCGCGCUUCGGAAUACGGUGUAUGCAUCUGGCUGCCGACUUUAUCGCUCUCAGAACCAUUCCGAUAGUUUUGUCAGCAUACAGCAGGAGGCAUGGCGCUUUUUUUCCAACGCUCUUUCGGUCCAUAGUGAUCUUCUGCUUCGAAGUCCAUCGAUACGGGCGGUGCGAGCUCUGCUGGCCAUGGCAUUGUUUGCGGAAGGACUGGGUAGCCCUGCCCUAGGAUCCGGCUUGGUUGCGAAUGCAUCAUUAGUUGCCCAAUCUCUGGGACUCCAUCGAGGGCUGCCUGCACUUGGACAGCCUUCGACCACCGAGUUGUUGCAGCGAAGAUGGCUCUUCUGGGCAGUAUAUUGCUGCGAGAAGAACAUUUCCCAGCGUACAGGCCGACCAUCCGUCAUUGACGACAACGACAUCGGCCGUGAGGUUCCCACUGAGGUUCUACCAGAUAGCAUGAUCGACCCUUUGAUAUUCACAUCCAUCAUCCAGACUUGUCAAAUCUCAAGUCGAUUGUGUCGGAAAUUGAUGUCCACAAGGCACCUUCAAGAUCAGCCAUCAAAGUUGAUGGAUAUUGUGAACGGUCUCGACAACGAGCUGCGAACUUGGAAAGCCACCCUUCCGUCGCAAAUCAUGCCUCAGGACGAGCUCAAACAUUUUCAAACGAAUCCAAUCUCAACAAAUCUGGCCUUGAUACUAUUACAUUGUUCAUACUACGACCUCAUCAUGGCUACACACACGAUUUUUGUCUACCCGUGGAGUAUCAGACAGCCCUCCCUCGAAUCAAACCCGGACCUUGCUGCCAGACUUCGCGCGCAAAUAACGAGAAGCUCUGAGGCGGUAGCAACGGCUGCUCGCAAUAUCAUUAUCAUGGCCCGUAAUUUCGACAUCAAUGGUGCCUGUACUCACGCGUUCAUGCUGCAUUUUCCCAUGCACGCCUUCAUCAACCUUUUUAUUUACGUUAUUAGGUUUCCAACGUUGAAAUCAGUCCGUGGGGAUCUCGCUCUUCUGGACGUAUCAACUGGCUAUUUUGGUCAAAUGGAAUUUGUGACUGGGUCCGAGCUUAGUUUCACGUUUGCACGUGAAAUUGCAGGACUUGCUCGUCGUGCAGUCAGCCAAGCUCACCAGCAAAGAUAG